AUGGAGCAUUACUGCGAAAAACCGUCCCGUUUCCUCUUCCUGCUCUCCCACUUCACGUGCUCCGCUCUAGGUGUCCUCCUUUUGAUCGUCUACUUCGCAAUCCUUGGCCCGCCGUUAAAUCUCGUUCCAAGAGUCACCCGGCCCUUCGUUUCCGCCCCUUCCGCCUUCCCGUCCGUCCAUGGAACUGAAGCUACGGAGGUGGAUGGGCAGUGGUUGGCAACGAGCGUGCAAGUAACGGUCGUGCGGACAAAACGGGAAGCCGGGGCCUUGGGUGGCAAAGAGAUGUAUGGAGAGAAUACGAAGCAGCGCAAUGAUGAUACUACCCAGCAGGGUAAUGAUACUACCCAGCGGGGCGGUGAAGAUACGCAGCAGUGGGACGAAGAUUCGCAGCAGAAAUCGGUGCAGCUGGCGCAACUGGCUCCGGAGGCGCAAUGGGAGCAGGAGCUGAGGCCAAAACGGGAAGCUGGGGAUUUGAGUGGUCAAGAGAAGUAUGGAGACAAUACGCAGCAGGGCAGCGAUGAUACGAAACCGGGCGAUGAUGAUACGCAGCAGCAGAAAUCGGUGCAGCUAGCGAGGGAGGCGCAAUGGGUGCAGGAGCAGGAGCUGUGGCAUGGGAAAGAAAUGCAGGCUCUUCGGAAGCAGGAGCAGCGAGCGCAGCAACAGGAGCAGGGUGCGCAGCAACAGGAGCAGCGAACGCAGCAUCAGGCGCAGCGCGCGCAACAGAAGGAGCAGGACGCGCAACGAAAAGAGCAGCGUGCGCAGCAACAGGAGCAGCUCACGCAGCAAAAGGAGCAGCGCGCGCAGCAAAAGAAGCAGGGAACGCAGCAGCAGCGCACGCAGCAAACGGAGCAGCAAACCCAGCAGCAGGAACAACAAGGCCCUCAGAAACAGGAGCAGCAGGGGCAAACGAAACAGGACAGCACGAAACGAAUAAAAACUAAUCGGAAACAUCGGAAGAACGUCGGUGUAUCCCCCAGCAGCAGUACUCGACUAGACACCUCCCAUGCGGCCUCUCAAGCCGCUGCCGGGGGGGACAAACGGAAACGCGCGGCCAGGGGGAGGGACGCGGGCGGGGAGGGCGGCGGUAGAGCGGGCAGGGGCGAGAAGCCCACGGCUGCGACGGGCGAGUCUGCUAGUAACACCACCGCGACGGCCACCCCUCCCGCUUCUCUCGACAUAACCGCCACGGCCGCCGCGAGGGCAUCUCGUGCGGCGAAUUCUUCUGGUGAAACGGGGGCCUCCGCGAGCGUAACCGUGGGGGCGGCGUGCAAGGGGCGGGCGAUUUACGUGUACCCUCUAUCGGCGCGCUUCAACCAGUGGAUGGUGGACGAUUGCGUUGAGAGCCGCAUCAAGGGCUUCUGCUCGGCAGAGCUGCAGGGUUGGAUGAAUCACGCUCGGGACCACGCCCGGCCGUUUCUGUACGCGUUUGUAGGCGGCAGGCGGGCAAAGGAGACGAUAGAGGGUGCGCUGAGAGGAGCUCUGCUGCGGGAAUGCGAGAUCGAACCAGAGAAAUGCUUACUUUUGGAAUGUUACAGUGCAGAUGCGGAGGCUGUAACUGAAGCAGCAGCCGAGAUCGGUCGGGAGGCGGCCAGUCGAAAAGCUGCAGCAGCAGGAAAAGGAGAAGGGAUAGCUGAAGGUAAUGAGGACGAAGAGCCUAGAGUGGAUCUUCCUGGGUGCACUGAUCCGAGGAGAGUAGCUGGCGCGAUGCUGCGGGCAGAGUUUUGUCUCCAGCCAGUGGGAGACAGCCAAACCCGCCGGUCCUUCUUUGACUCGAUCAUAGCAGGCUGCAUACCUGUGGUGUUUUCCACGGAUACGUUCGACAGCCAGUAUCCGUGGUUCUUUGACCCUAAGCCGGAGGCACGGCGGAAGAUUGCAGUCAUGGUGGAUCCAGAGGAUAUGAUUUCAGGCCGAGUGAAGAUUGUGGAGCUCAGCGACGUGUCGCAGUUCAUGAUGGGACAUCAUCGAGAUCGAGUCUCGACGCUGUGCUUCCCUUCCUCCUCGGCCACCUGUUCUACAAUCGGGGUGGUUCUGCUGGUCCUCUACUUCGUAGCUCUCGGGCCUUCGUUAAAGUCACCAAUCUCGUCUCCGUCUUUUGAUGCCAAGGAGCUGCACAGAGCGACGGAGGUGUCGGAUUCAGCCGUUCGUGGAGACGAGGUGGGAGCAAGAUUGAGCGGCCUGGACCCGGAGGAGCCAUGGCAACAGAAUCAGCAGGAACAGCAGAGCCAGCAGUAUCAGCAGGGUGAGCAGGAUGAGAAGAAUCGGCAGGAUCAGAAGGAGCAGGAUGCACAGAAUCGGCAAGAUGAGAAGGAUCAACGGAAUGAGCGGGGUCAAACGGCAACACCGCGCUUGGAAACUCAAGAGGAGCGGCAGAAGCGUGAACAAGAGCUUCUUCAGAAUCUGGGAGGGAAAGACGAUUCCGGAAACUUGAAGUGCAGCAUCAAAGGCACGCCAAGCAAGAGGACGAAGAUCAGUGGGUCGAGAAACGACGGCGACGCAAGGAAUCCCCGCGCGAGUAGCAGUCGCAAAGGCGGGGGUCUAAACUCGGAAGCGUGCGAGGGUCGGAAGGUGUACGUGUACAAUUUACCCUCGAAAUUGAACAGCGUGCUGUUAGAAGACUGCCUGGACACCAACGUCAAGGGAUUCUGCGCCACCAGCAGGCACGGAGGGCUGGGAACCAGACUGCCUCCCUGGGACGACUCGUUUGAGGGGAAGGAGCGGAGCAGCCGUGCUAGCAGCAGGAGCAGCAAGGCGAAACCUGAUGGUCGACGGCUGCUUUCAAUCAGCAGCAGCAACAGCGGCAACGGCAACGGCGGCAGCAGGGUAGCGGAGAGUGAGGGUUGGAGAAACCAGUGGUAUGCCACCGAUAACUCCAUGCUAGCUCUCAUCUUCCACUCGCGACUCCUGAACCACCCCUGCCGAACCUCGGACCCAGGCUCGGCAGAUUUCCUGUUCAUCCCGGCGUACCUGGGCUGGUCGAUCUGGUCGCUCGUGGAACACGGGCUGUUUGAGAAGCGAGAUGAUCCAGUGAUUGAGCUGGAGAGGUAUUUACUCGAGGAAAAUGCGGAUUUCAAGAGGCUGGUGAAUCGUGGCGAUCACGUGCUCGUUCUCGGCCGUCCGAUCUGGGACUUUAAACGCGAUUUGGAUAAGCCUGAGGGAUGGGGGACUGAUCUGUGGUGGCGUCGAACCUUCAAGAAUGUCACACUCCUUACAGUGGAGGCUCCUCUCGAGUGGUACGAGCGGGAGGUAUUUUCUGUUCCUUACCCGACCUGCUUCCAUCCGGUAGGCUCGGCAGAGCUCCAGGGAUGGGUUCGGCAUGUUCGGGAGCAGCCCCGGCCACACCUAUACUCGUUUGUAGGCGGGAAGCGAGCGCAUGCAACCUGGGAGGGCUCGCUAAGAGGCAUCUUGCUAAACGAUUGUGAGAAUGAUCCUAAGAGGUGCAUCUUUUUAGAGUGUACUGGUGCCGAUGCGGAGGCUGCGACUGCAGCAGCGGCGGAGAUAGGCCGGCAGGCGCAGAAACGGAAGGAAGAGGGGGACAGCAGGGAGGGGAAGGCGGAGGAGAACGAAAUUGAGCCGGAUUUUCCGCUGAGGGGAUGCAUGGACCCCAGGAGAGUGGCUGGUGUGAUGCUUCAGUCUGAAUUCUGCCUGCAGCCUAUUGGGGAUAGCCUCACUAGAAGGUCCUUUUUUGACUCGAUAAUAGCAGGGUGCAUCCCUGUAGUGUUUGCUCCAGGCACGUUUGAUUAUCAGUACCCCUGGUUCUUUGCUAUUGGAGAUGAGGCUCGGAGGAACGUGUCAGUCAUGGUGGCUUCGGAUGACGUGAUUGGUGGGAAGGUUCGGAUUGGAGAGGUGCUGGGGGGGAUAUCGGAGGCAAGGAAGAGGGAGAUGAGGGAAGAGCUUUAUAAGCAUAUUCCGAGACUGCUUCUAAGGGAUCAUACGAGAGAGGGGGAGGUGGGAGAGGAGGGGAAGUUUGUCGAUUUGGUGGAUAGCACCAUCGAAGGGCUGAUUGAGAGGAAGGAGAUGAGGAGAGCUGGCAUCGCCAAGAGCUAUUUCCCUUCGUAG
Messenger RNA from Closterium sp. Naga37s-1, 4056 nucleotides. The record is from the annotation of a GenBank genome assembly. NCBI's taxonomy places the organism in Eukaryota, Viridiplantae, Streptophyta, Zygnematophyceae, Desmidiales, Closteriaceae.